UGAAAAAUAGUAUUAAAAAUAUUAAUAAUAUUAAACAAAUUGGAAUACAUUAAAAAAUAUUCAUAAAUUAAAAAAAAUCUCAAUAAUUUUAAUAUAAAGAAAUCGAUAAUUCGAAAGUGUUUUAUGUGUUGAUCAUUUGUUAAUGUUGUGUUAUAUUUGUAUGCAAAUUGUUACCUAUGGAGAAUACAAAUGUAAAUCCUUUAAAAUCUCCUUCCUCUGCAAAUCCCUCAGACAAUGAGUCGGAUACAAAGGUUAAGGCUGAUACGACGACUUUAAGCGAAAAUCCAGCAGAUUCCCGUAAUUUUCCUCUGGGAGGUAAUGAGCACAAACAAAGUAAUCACAAGCCUCCAAAAAUAUCCUUUAGCGAAAAUUCGAGUUCAUUAAUACGAUGUAUGCCAAACGAAAGAGCAACAUUUUUUGUCAAAAUCGAUACAGAAGAAGAUGAUGCUGAUAUUUUACCCCUAGAAUUUGAAUGGAGUCGCGGUGAAAUUCCCAUUUAUAAUUCCGAUCGUUUUCGCAUAACAAAGACCAGUACUGCAGUUCAAUUGGCAGUUGAACAUGUACAACGAGAAGAUGCUGGUCAUUAUACGCUUUUUGCUAAAACAAAAAGCAACGAUGUCAUACGAAAAGAUGUACAACUGAUAGUUGAGGAUAGAUCGACAGGCGAUGAUCCACCAGUAUUUCUACGGCGUUUGCUGGACUUGCAAGUGAGAGUUGGUUCAAGUACUAGACUUAUAACCGAAAUACGCAGUUCUUCAGAUGUGAAGCUUACUUGGUUCCGAAACGAUCGGCGCGUUUGUGAAAGUGAUCGUAUUAAAGAGGUUCAUGAGGGUAAUUUUCAUUAUCUUGAAAUAAAUCCUGUAGUAGUGGAGGAUGGCGGCCAGUGGAUGGUUAUGGCGGAGAAUUUUAGUGGCCGUAAUUCUUGUAUUUCCAAUUUAACUGUUCUUGUGCCAAAAGCUUAUAAAGCUCCCGAGUUUAUAGAAGAAUUAAGAGCGAUUUUAACACAACAGGGCACAGUAUCGCUGGAAUGUAAGGUGGUGGGUGUACCUACGCCACAAUUGCGUUGGUUUAAGGAUUCUAAAGAGAUUAAGGCCGGUGAUGUGUUUGCUCUUACCGCCAAUGCUGAUGAUCCCACUUCAUUGGGUACCUAUACAUGCGAAGCAGUUAAUUGUGUUGGUAAAGCAUAUUCAAGCUCUAAACUGCAUGUUGUUGGUCGUGGCAGUAGAGAGGGUUCAUUAAAACCCGCCGAUAGCGCGACUAACACAGCUCCCCCACCAAUAUUCACUAACGAACUAAAAAAUGCGAGUGUUCGCAUUGGUGAUACAAUUAUUCUCGGAUGCCAAGUGGCUGUACCACCAUGGCCUCAGAGUGUUGUAUGGUAUAAUAAAAAUGGACGUGUUGAGUCCGGUGAUAGAUACAAAUACAUUGAGGAUGGUUUGGGUGUGUAUAUGAUCGAAGUCAAACCAUCCGAGGCAUGCGAUGAGGGUGAAUGGAAGUGUGUGGUUACUAAUGAAGAAAGUUGUGUGGGCAUUUCUUCUUGUGUAGUUGACAUGGAAAUUCCGAAAAAUUAUCGUAAACCUCGUUUUAUGGAAAGUUUAAGAGCCGUUUUGACCGAAGAAGGUUUAGUUUCGUUUGAAUGUAAAGUUGUGGGCUUUCCUACGCCCCAAUUGAAAUGGUUUAAAGAUGGUCAAGAACUGAAACCAGGUGAUGUAUAUCAACUAACGGGCACAAAUUCAUUGGGCACAUAUUGCUGCAUUGCCAAAAAUUGUAUGGGUGAAACAAGUAGCAUUGCUGUCUUGACCGUGGAGGAUAUACAGAAUCAGUUGAACGACGAAGAACGUCUGACAUUUGCCACUUCUACAUCUCAACCUCCCAAGUUUUUAAUGGGUCUUAAAUCGGAGGAAACUAAAAUCAAUGAACCUUAUCAAUUUACAGUUAAGGUGGAGGCUACUCCAGAUCCUUUAUUAUCAUGGUUCCGCGAUGAACUACCUAUAGAGUCUAAUGAUCGUUAUAAUCAUUAUCGUGGUGAAGAAAAUAAUUGGCAUUUAGACAUUAGAAAUCUGGAAUUUAUUGACCAGGCGGAAUGGAAAUGUGUAGCUGUUAAUGAUUUCGGUACAACUGUUACUUCCUGCUUUUUGAAAUUACAAAUUCCUAGACAUUAUAAGAAACCUCGAUUCUUGGAAUGUUUAAGAGCUGUACUCACCGAAGAGGGUGCCGUUAAUUUGGAGUGUAAAGUCAUUGGUGUUCCACAACCCGCUCUAAAAUGGUAUAAAGAUGGUGUUGAAUUGAAACCGGGAGACAUUCAUAAAAUCAUAUCUGGACAGGAUGGCACCUGCUGUUUGGGUACCUAUACCUGUGAGGCUCGGAAUUGCAUGGGUGUGGUUGCUAGUUCAGCUGCUUUACUAGGCUUCGAGGAUGAUUAUUCGAAACAGGAAAGUAAACAACAAAAUGAAUUACAGCGUAACUUUUCUUUAUCCACCAUCCAGGAAGAACAUACUUCUCAGUUAUAUGAAACGCCUCAGGGUGAUAUUACUAUUACCGAGAGAGGAGAUGUAUCAUUUUCAUUUGAUGGCAAGGAAGUGUCGGUAUCUUUGUAUGAGACUCCUGAUCUAACAGAGGAAGAAGCUUUAAAGAUUGUAGAAAUGUAUGCCGAUCAAAUUUCCGAGCAUGUAACCGAACACAAUGUGGUCGAAUUGCCGCCCUUGAGAUUUGUCAAAGAAACCUCCCAAUCUGGUAAAUUACUUAUGGAAGCAGUGGUUAUAGAUAUUUCUCCAGAAUAUUUCUCUCACGAAGAAGAUUUGCGUACCGAAGCAGGUAUGGAUGAUAUCUCUAUUAAUGAGAUAACUAUUCACGGUUCUUCACUAAAAGAUGACGAAGAAUUGGAUCGACAAACCGAAGACUUUGCACGAACCUCCUUUGAGAAAAUGGAAGAAGAAUUAUCUUUGACGGCGCCCAUAAGAAAACGAAAAAAAUCUAAACCCACUGAAACCGAAGAAUUCUUUAGUUUUUCAAAAGCUUCCGAUGGCAGUGUGGAUGAAAAUACUUCAGAAUUGCAAACAUUUGCCAGCGCUCAAAUGUCGAAAAUGGAGUCAUUGGAAAACUCCAAAUCAUUAAGUGAAUCCAUACAGGCACCCGCCCGCAAAAAGGGCAAAAAACAAAGCGAUAGCGAAUCUUCAAAAACUACCGAAAACGAAGCUCAACUGCAAGAUAUAUCAGGCGCAGUGGGUGAUGGUCUAAAGGUGACCAGCGACAAACCACUAAAAGUUGUCAGUAAUGAAGCUGAUAUAGAAAGAAAUCUCAAAUCUUUACUGCCUCUGGCGAAACUUUUAAAAGUUUUAGACGGUCAUUUAAAUGCUGUCGAAUCCGAAGUUAUACAACAAUCGGUUAUGCUAAUGACUCCCUCAUCGGCUGAUCAAAGUAUAGCUAUUAUUAAAAAUAUCAUUGAUCCCAUAAGUCAAAUACAAAGUAAACUUAAAGUAUAUUCGGGUGAAACGCCUUUAGAUGCUCUAUUUGAGACCAUGAAUGAUGAUAUACGUAGUCUGCAUGUAGCUUUACAAGUUAUAGAAAAAUGUGUGGAAAUUGAUGAGACCGGCACCACAUUGAUUCAAAGAACAAGUGUUUGUAUUAUAGAUAGCAUAGCGGAUCAUUUGAUUAGGGCUUUGGACGAAGUUAAAAUGGUGUCAAAUAUGUUUGAAAAUGAAAGUCUCAAAUCUAAUUUACAACUUACUGUAGAUGAUAUUAAACAGGGUCUUGAAAUUACCAAAGACACUAUAAAGUCUCAGGCUUUAUUGCAGGAGGCUCAAGAAAUCGAAGCCACUAAGCAUUUUACCGAAACAGUAGCAAAAUUACAAGAUAUACCCGAACCUUUGCCUUUCGCCAAAGUAGCAGAAGCCAAUUUACCCAAAUACUCAGAGUCUGUUACGAACAUCUGUGAACCGGUUUUAAGAAUACAGGCGGCCUUAGAAAAGGUUGAAAAUGAAUUGACACUUGAGGAAAGUGAUGAAGAUAUUUACAAAAAGGUACACGAAAAAAUAAUGCACAACUUAGUGGAGCCCAUUAACGAGUUACAGUCUGUAGUUGCUGAAAUCGAGGGAAAAGUUAGUUCAUUAUCGGGCACCGAUAGUAUAGAACAAAAAGUUAAUAUGGCUAUUUUGGAUAUAGUAUCACCACCUUUAUUCGAAUUAAAUAAAGGUCUGGAAAUUAUUCAGCAGCAACCUUCGCAUAAUAUUGAGGCUGGUAAACUAACGGUUAGUACCGUAGAAUCCAUGGUACCGCCGUUGCAGGAAAUCCAAAAUGGUUUGGCUCAAUUAAGUCAAGAUAUUUUGUCGGGUCAACUAAACGAUGACCAGCUAAUGGAUACAGAUGAUUUAAAGAAACUCUUACAGUCAUUGGCUCAAGCUGUACUACAUUUGGAAUCAAAUAUAGAUAAUAUAACAUCUCGUUUGCCGCAGAAUGUAUCCAUGAGUUUAUCAAAACUUAGAGAAGAAAUUUCCUCUCUUAUCGGUCAAGUUAUCGAUAAAGAUAUCGAUAAAUAUCAUUUAACAGUACUGGAGAAUAUCAAAAGACCCAUCGAUGAACUAAACUAUUGCAUAAGACAAAUUGAACAGAAAUCCAUUUCAGGUUCUUUAACAGAUCUCGUAGAUCCUUUGCAUAGUUUGAAUGAUAAGGUAAAAAUGAGCCAAGAAGUUUUGCAACUUUCGACGACCAAACAAAACUUCGAUAUUGUAGAAACAUUAGAUAAAAUGCGCAAUCUUAUUAAACAUAUAGAAAUCGAUAUCGAAGAGAAUGAAUUCAAGAAUAUGCAAAAGGAAAUUGCUUUGGAUGAAGAGCAGGCCAUCAAGGAUAAUAAUAUAUUUUUAACGAUGAGACAAGAAAUGGAAAUGAGAAUUGAAUUGGAGGAAAGUCUUAAGGAAAUCGAAAAGCUUAAUAACAAUAUCAAAUAUUUAGAAGAGAACACGUACUUAGACAAAGAACUAAAGUCCCAAUUUUGCGAAUUAGCUAAGCCUUUUGAACAGGUUAUUGAUAUUCUUACGAAUAAAGAAUCUCUGGAAAGGGGUCAACAUUCCCUACAGUCCUCUUUGAAUAUUCUAAGAAAUACUGCCAAAAACUGUGAAAGUUUAAAUCAAUCACUGGAAAAGUUGAAAGCUGUUAAGAGUAAAAGUGAAUUUUCUAAAAUAUUUUACACUAAUUGUCGUACUGCUCUUGAGGAGCUAAAAGCCACCAUAGAUCAGCUAGAAUAUAAUGAUGUAACGGCAACACCAGUUGUUACUCCUUUUAACAAAAUAUUAGUUGCAUUAGAGAAUAUAAUACCCAAAUUGGUUACUGAAACAGCUGUAGAAGAUUUGUCUACCUUAGAAGAGGUAUCCGCCUUAAAAUCUGCUGCCGAAUCUUUACCUCUAGAUAGCGAUAGAGCUUCGCUGCCAAAGGAUUCUAAAGAAGAAAUAUCUGUUUGUCCUCUAAAGUCAUUCGAAGAGAAAAAGCAACAGGUAGAUGAAUUACUGGGUCAAUUGAAGAAUAGUAUAGCUUCGGUGUUGGCUCAUUGCAAUGACUACGACAUGGGCUCCUUGAGAAUUGAGGCUGUUGAACAAAUGAAGGCUACCGUCAAUAAGAUGACCGAUUUUAAACAGUGUUUAGAACAAACCCUACAGCCGCAUGUUUUAGAUGUUGUACACACUUCAUCCGAAUGUACAGAUCUGCGCACAAUGGCUGAGGCUGUUUGCAGUUUGGAAAAUUGUGCUCUACAAAUACAAGAGUAUAUCGACAACUUUGAUGUAAAAGACUUGAGUGGUGAUGAAAUUUCUGAGCUUAAAACUAUGGCCCAACCUUUAAAGGAAUUAGUAGAGGGUGUAAAAGUAUUCUAUAACCAAGAAUUGGAACAAGUGGAAACAAUGAAUACUUUAUCGGCUGUAAGCAUGUCUUCAGCCAAAGUUUUGCAAAGUUUAAGACCUUAUGUGUUGGCUGUACACGAACAUCAAGCUCUGGAAACUUUAGAAUCAUUGGCCGAUACACAAACAUUCUCACAUCUAAAGGAAUUUGUACAGCCUUUAAGAGAAUUAGAAAAGGCAGCCAUUUGCACAGAGGAAAAUCUAAUGCUCUCACAAAUGUCCAAUCUUAGCGAGCAAACGAGCUUAGAGGUAUUAAAAACAUGGGCUAAACCAUUGUUAAGUCUUAAAGAAGCCAUUGUUAAUGUCAAACAAGAACAAGCUUUUAGCGCUUUAGAGGAAUAUCCUGCAUUUAGGGCGCUUAAAGAAAAAUCCUCAAUACUUUUCAAUUUACUUAAGUAUUGUGAAAAUUUUGAUGCACAAAUAUUUGAAAAUAUUGAAGAUUUAUCUUUGCUUAAUAUUUCCCAUAUUAAAUCCUAUGCCGAGUCCGCAACAGCGUCAGCACAAGAACUUAUGGAACCAGCUAAAACUCAUGUGCAAGAAGUCAAAACAUUCGAUUUAAAAGAUUGUGUAAAAGGCGGAAUAAAGCAAAUUGAAGAAUGUUUACAUAACACUAAACAGAUACAAGAUUUUGAGGUAACUAGUUUGGAAGAUAUCAUGCAGGAACUGAAAAAUGAUUUGCAAAAUAUGGAAAAUAAUCUCUUGAAAUCUAAUGAAAAAACUGAGGAUUUAAUAGCCAAGGAAACAAAGGUGGCAAAAACUAUGUUUAAACUUAAAGAAUGUUUGGUACACACCUAUGAAGCCACCGAUUUGGAAACUGGUCUAGAAGAUAUAGAGAAAACAUUUGAGGAUUUAUUACAAGCUAUGCCGUCUCUGGAACUGCAAUUGGCUUUGGAAAUGAAAGAGAAAAUUAUUUUAGGUUUCUCCGAGUUCAUAGUGGCCUGCUUGCAAACAACAGAACAACAACAAAGCUUUGAAACGCUUAUACAACCGUUUAGAAAUCUUAUGGAAACCGUUGAUAUUAUUAGCAAAUUAAAUAAGAUAGAUGUAGAGCCAUCAUCCAGUGUAAUGAUUCAACUGCAAACCCAACUAAUGACUGCAUUUAGAGCCCUAAACGAUGUUAGCGAAAAAUCGAAUCAAGAAAUACUGCCAAAUCUAUUAAAAACCCAAAAUACUUUGGUUUUAAUUUAUGAUUUUAUCGAAAAUAACGAGGGUAAUUUAAGAAUUAUAGAAUUAUUACAAGAAAUUGAUUAUCUUACUCCCGAGUUAAGAGAAAUCAAGGACAUACUUGCCUCGAGCCAAAAGCAUGCCAGUGAAGAGAUGCAGAUGCAAUUGCUAUUGGAAAAUGUUAAUUCUGCUCAAUUAUUCCUAAUGGAAAUACACGAAGGAUUGUUACAGAAUAAUGCCUUAGUUCAUGCAUUUAUGCAAGACAAUAGGGAUACUGUGGAAAGUUUGAAAAACUUGCUUAAUAAAGUGGAGAAUAAAUUGCAUUCGAAGACAGUUUACGAAGUGGAACAAGAAGAAACUAUUGGCAUUCUUAGGAAUCUUUUAAAUAAUCUUAAAGCUAAUAUGGCAAGAGUUAAUGAAAUGCAUUUAAGAGAAAUUGAAACUGAACUGGAACAAAAAGGUGUUUCAGAAGCUAAGAAACCCGAUCAAAAGAAGAAGCAGGAACUUGAGAAACCAAUCGAACAAAAACAAGGCGAAAACCAAAAUGUUCAGAUAGAAGAUAAACCCGUACAAUUGGAAGAAGAAAGCUUCAAGAAAGAUGAACAGACGAAUGUGGAACAAGCUAAAGUUAACUCAGAAUCAGAAACUCAAAAGAAGGAUGAAUUCGAAGCAUCUGAACAGACUAAAACUAAACCAGAACCAGAAACUCAAAAGAAGGAUCAACAGAAGGAUGUUGAAACAGAUUCAGCUAAACCAGAAGAUAUAGGUAAGAAAGCUGAACAGAAGGAUGUAGAGCCAGCUGCAAAGUUAAACGAAGUAACUGAACUUUCUAAAGCUAAAUUAGAAGAAGAAACUCCUAAGAAAGAUGAACAGAAGGAUGUUAACAUAGCAUCAACCUUAGUGGAAGAAACUGAACCAGCUAAAGCUAAGCCAGUUCCAGAAGAGGAAAGUUCUAAAAAGGCUGAACAGAAAGAUGUUGACACAGCAGCUAAAGCUGAAGAAAAAGCUGCAAAGAAAGCUGAAAAGAAGGAUGUUGAGUCAGCUGCGAAAUUAGUCGAAGCAACUGAACCUAUUAAAGCUAAACCAGAAGAAGAAACUCCUAAGCAAGAUGAACCGAUGGAUGUUGACACAGUUUCAACCUUAGUAGAAGAAUCAAGAAAAGAAACUCCUAAGAAGGCAGAAGAGAAAGAUAUUGACACAUCAACCAAAGCUGAAGAAAAAGCUCAAAAGAAAGCUGAACAGAAGGAUGUAGAGUCAGCUGCAAACUUAGUUAAAACAGCUGAGCCAGUUAAAGCUAAACCAGAAGAAGAAACACUUAACAAAGAUGAACCGAUGGAUGUUGACACAGCUUUAAGCUUAGUAGAAGAACCAAAAGUAGAAACUCCUAAGAAGGCUGAACAGAUAAAUGAUGACGCAACUUCUGUAUUAACCGAAGAAGCUAAACCAGAACCCCCAGAACUAACACCAUUAAUGAAGAAUGUUUUACAGCUGAUCAACACUAAUAAGCAAUAUCUUGAAACAAUAAAACCCAAAAAAGUUAAACAAAGUACCUCGGAAUUUGUCAAGUCUGUAAUGGACAACUUAAAAGAACUUCAGCUAGCUAUUGAGGUUGAUACUCCAACUAAUCUUGAAGAUCGUUUAUUCUUGCCAUUAUUCAAAACCAAACAACUUAUUACAUAUGCUGCAAACACUGAGUCUACCGAUGAAAUUACCCAUAACGUCUUAGAAAAUCUUAAGCAUAUUAUGUUAAAUAUUAUAAAUGAUAAUGACAAGCUACGCAAAUCUAUACUUUAUGAGGUCGUGGAAGCCGUUAAGCCUAAUGUUUCCCAAAUUCUUGAAAAAAUUGAGAGUCAACCCAAAAAAUCUAAAAUUAUACAAAAGGCAGCCGAAAGUCUCAAUCAAAUCGUAUUGGAAAUUAAUAACAUCUAUCAGAACAACUUAGGAAAUCUGGAAACAUCAUCAACAUCUUUUAAAGCUCUAAAAUCAGCUUUAAGCCAACUGAAUGAAGUGACAGAGGAAAUAAGUGCAAUAAAACCAAAUGUUUUAAAUACCAUUAAACUCAAUCGAUUAAUGGAGAAGCUAGACAAGUCAGAAGUAAAAGAUGCCCUUGAAAUAUUACUGGACUUGGAAAAUAUGAAAGAAAUGUUUGAGCAACUCCUAGAAACUAUACAAAGCCAAUCUUUAAUGCAACAUAAACCCAUAGAGGAAACCGUUGCGAAUGCUUUAGAAGUUAUAGGCGAUAACAGUGAUCUAGAAGAUAUUAAAAAAGAUUUGCAAGAGACUUUAGAUUCAUCAAAUAACGAACAAAAACGAAAGUGUAUAUUCAAGCUAAGAGAACAUAUUGUACAUACUUACGAUGGCGGCUUAAACGAAGAACUUGAAAACGUUAUAGAUUCUAUAUUGGGCAACAACUCUGAUUUAAUAGAAUCCAUUAAUGCUGAAUAUUUAAAAAAUAUUAACAAUAAUUUUACCCCAGUAUGUAAACAAAUCGAUGAAGUUACAACGGAACCUUGGCACGGGAAAUUAACUGGAUUAACCACAAAACUGUCAAAUAUACAAAACAUUGCCGAUCGUCUUAAAACUGUAAAGGAUUUCGAAAAAUCUUCCAUUAACUCAAUUGAACUUCAGAAAAAUCUUAUGGAUAUUUUUGUUUUAUUCGAUGAUAUGCUUGAAAUCGCAACUUCACCUUUGAAUACAGAUGUGGAAAAGGUAAAAAGUUUAGCAUUAAAGCAAUAUGAUAGCAUAGAAAACUCUACGGUAAAUAUAAAAACACUUCAGGCUUACGAAAAUAUGCUUGAUGUGUGCAAACUAAUAAAGAUCGUUGUGGAGAAAGUGUGUGAAAAAUCUAAAUCACAAGAAAUGGAAAUAUCAGUAGAAAAGCUAGAAGAGAAACAAGUAGAAACAAAGAAAGCUAAAGAAAAAGAACUCAAAACUACCAAAGAUAUAGCAGAAGUAUCUGAAGUAAAGGCUGAAAAAUUAGAAGAAAAGAAAAUGGAAGAUGAAGCCAAAAAAGCCGAAGAAAAAGAUCUAAGAACUACCAAAGAGAAGGCAGAAGUAUCUGAAGUAAAGCAUGAACAAUUAGAAGAAAAGAAAGUGGAAGAUGAUGCCAAGAAAGCCGAAGAAAAGGAUCUACAGACUACAAAAGAGAAGGCAGAAGUAUCUGAAGUAAAGGCUGAAAAAUUAGAAGAAAAGAAAAUGGAAGCUGAAGCCAAGAAAGUCGAAGAAAAGGAUCUAAAAACUACUAAAGAGAAGGCCGAAGUAUCGGAAGUAAAGGCUGAAAAAUUAGAAGAAAAGAAAAUGGAAGCCGAAGCUACGAAAGCCGAAGAAAAAGAACUAAAAACUACCAAAAAGAAGGCAGAAGUUUCUGAAGUAAAGGCUGAAAAAUUAGAAGAAAAGAAAAUGGAAGCUGAAGCCAAGAAAGCCGAAGAAAAGGAUCUAAAAACUACUAAAGAGAAGGCCGAAGUAUCGGAAGUAAAGGCUGAAAAAUUAGAAGAAAAGAAAGUGGAAACUGAAGCCAAGAAAGCCGAAGAAAAGGAUCUAAAAACUACUAAAGAGAAGGCCGAAGUAUCGGAAGUAAAGGCUGAAAAAUUAGAAGAAAAGAAAAUGGAAUCUGAAGCCAAGAAAGCCGAAGAAAAAGAACUAAAAGCUACCAAAGAGAAAGCAGAAGUGUCUGAAGUAAAGGCUGAAAAAUUAGAAGAAAAGAAAAUGGAAGCUGAAGCCAAGAAAGCCGAAGAAAAUGAUCUAAAAACUACUAAAGAGAAGGCCGAAGUAUCUGAAAUAAAGGCUGAAAAAUUAGAAGAAAAGAAAGUGGAAGCUGAAGCCAAGAAAGCCGAAGAAAAAGAUCUAAAAACUACUAAAGAGAAGGCCGAAGUAUCUGAAGUAAAGGCUGAAAAAUUAGAAGAAAAGAAAGUGGAAGCUGAAUCCAAGAAAGCCGAAGAAAAGGAUCUAAAAACUACUAAAGAGAAAGCUGAAGUAUCUGAACUAAAGGCUGAACAAUUAGAAGAAAAGAAAGUGGAAGCUGAAGCCAAGAAAGCCGAAGAAAAGGAUCUAAAAACUACUAAAGAGAAGGCCGAAGUAUCUGAAGUAAAGGCUGAACAAUUAGAAGAAAAGAAAGUGGAAGCUGAAGCCAAGAAAGCCGAAGAAACAGAACUCAAAACUACUAAAGAGAAGGCAGAAGUAUCUGAAGUAAAGGCUGAAAAAAUAGAAGAAAUGAAAAUGGAAGCUGAAGCCAAGAAAGCCGAAGAAAAAGAACUAAAAGCUACCAAAGAGAAGGCAGAAGUGUCUGAAGUAAAGGCUGAAAAAUUAGACGAAAAGAAAAUGGAAGCUGAAGCCAAGAAAGCCGAAGAAAAAGAACUAAAAGCUACCAAAGAGAAGGCAGAAGUGUCUGAAGUAAAGGCUGAAAAAUUAGAAGAAAAGAAAAUGGAUGCUGAAGCCAAGAAAGCCGAAGAAAAGGAUCUAAAAACUACUAAAGAGAAGGCCGAAGUAUCUGAAAUAAAGUCUGAAAAAUUAGAAGAAAAGAAAGUGGAAGCUGAAGCCAAGAAAGCCGAAGAAAAGGAUCUAAAAACUACUAAAGAGAAGGCCGAAGUAUCUGAAGUAAAGGCUGAAAAAUUAGAAGAAAAGAAAGUGGAAGCUGAAUCCAAGAAAGCCGAAGAAAAGGAUCUAAAAACUACUAAAGAGAAGGCCGAAGUAUCUGAAGUAAAGGCUGAAGAAUUAGAAGAAAAGAAAGUGGAAGCUGAAGCCAAGAAAGCCGAAGAAACAGAACUCAAAACUACUAAAGAGAAGGCAGAAGUAUCUGAAGUAAAGGCUGAAAAAUUAGAAGAAAUGAAAAUGGAAGCUGAAGCCAAGAAAGCCGAAGAAAAAGAACUAAAAGCUACCAAAGAGAAGGCAGAAGUGUCUGAAGUAAAGGCUGAAAAAUUAGACGAAAAGAAAAUGGAAGCUGAAGCCAAGAAAGCCGAAGAAAAAGAACUAAAAGCUACCAAAGAGAAGGCAGAAGUGUCUGAAGUAAAGGCUGAGAAAUUAGAAGAAAAGAAAAUGGAAGCUGAAGCAAAGAAAGCCGCAGAACUGGAUCUAAAAACUACUAAAGAGAAGGCAGAAGUAUCUGAAGUAAAGGCUGAAAAAUUAGAAGAAAAGAAAGUGGAAGCUGAAGCCAAGAAAGCCGAAGAAAAAGAACUAAAAGCUACUAAAGAGAAGGCAGAAGUAUCUGAAGUAAAGUCUGAAAAAUUAGAAGAAAAGAAAAUUGAAGCUGAAGCCAAGAAAGCCGAAGAAAAAGAACUAAAAGAUACAAAGGAGAAGGCAGAAGUAUCUGAAGUAAAGGCUGAAAAAUUAGAAGAAAAGAAAAUGGAAGCUGAAGCCAAGAAAGCCGAAGAAAAAGAACUAAAAGCUACCAAAGAGAAGGCAGAAGUGUCUGAAGGAAAGGCUGAACAAUUAGAAGAAAAGAAAAUGGAAGCUGAAGCCAAGAAAGCCGAAGAAAAGAAUCUAAAACCUACUAAUGAGAAGGCAGAAGUAUCUGAAGCAAAGGCUGAAAAAUUAGAAGAAAAGAAAGUGGAAGCUGAAGCCAAGAAAGCCGAAGAAAAGGAUCUAAAAACUACUAAAGAGAAGGCAGAAGUAUCUGAAGUAAAAUCUGAAAAAUUAGAAGAAAAGAAAGUGGAAGCUGAAGCCAAGAAAGCCGAAGAAAAGGAACUAAAAGCUACCAAAGAGAAGGCAGAAGUAUCUGAAGUAAAGGCACACAAAUUAGAAGAAAAGAAAAUGGAAGCUGAAGCCAAGAAAGUCGAAGAAAAAGAACUAAAAACAACUAAAGAGAAGGCAGAAGUAUCUGAAGUAAAAACCGAAAAGGUAGAAGAAAUGAAAGUGGAAGCUGAAGCCAAGAAAGCCGAAGAAAAAGAUUUAAAAACUACUAAAGAGAAGGCAGAAGUAUCUGAAGUAAAGGCUGAAAAAUUAGAAGAAAAGAAAGUGGAAACUGAAGCCAAGAAAACCGAAGAAAAGGAUCUACAGACUACAAAAGAGAAGGCAGAAGUAUCUGAAGUAAAGGCUGAAAAAUUAGAAGAAAAGAAAAUGGAAGAUGAAGCCAAGAAAGCUGAAGAAAAGGAUCUACAGACUACAAAAGAGAAGGCAGAAGUAUCUGAAGUAAAGGCUGAAAAAUUAGAAGAAAAGAAAAUGGAAGCUGAAGCCAAGAAAGCGGAAGAAAAGGAUCUAAAAACUACUAAAGAGAAGGCAGAAGUAUCUGAAGUAAAGGCUGAAAAAUUAGAUAAAAAGAAAGUGGAAGCUGAAGCCAAGAAAGCCGAAGAAAAGGAUCUCAAAACAACUAAAGAGAAGGCAGAAGUAUCUGAAGUAAAGGCUGAAAAAUUAGAAGAAAAGAAAAUGGAAGCUAAAGCCAAGAAAGCCGAAGAAAAGGAUCUAAAAACUACUAAAGAGAAGGCAGAAGUAUUUGAAGUAAAGGCUGAAAAAUUAGAAGAAAAGAAAGUGGAAACUGAAGCCAAGAAAGCCGAAGAAAAAGAACUAAAAGCUACUAAAGAGAAGGUAGAAGUAUCUGAAGUAAAGGCCGAAAAGGUAGAAGAAAUGAAAGUGGAAGCUGAAGCCAAGAAAGCCAAAGAAAAGGAUUUAAAAACUACUAAAGAGAAGGCCGAAGUAUCUGAAGUAAAGUCUGAAAAAUUAGAAGAAAAGAAAAUGGAAGCUGAAGCCAAGAAAGCCGAAGAAAAAGAACUAAAAGAUACAAAGGAGAAGGCAGAAGUAUCUGAAGUAAAGGCUGAAAAAUUAGAAGAAAAGAAAAUGGAAGCUGAAGCCAAGAAAGCCGAAGAAAAAGAACUAAAAGGUACCAAAGAGAAGGCAGAAGUGUCUGAAGUAAGGGCUGAAAAAUUAGAAGAAAAGAAAGUGGAAACUGAAGCCAAGAAGACUGAGGAAAAAGAUUUGAAAACUACCAAAGAGAAGGCUGGCAUCUCUGAAGUGAAGGCCGAAAAGGCAGAAGAAAAGAAACUGGAAGCCGAAGCAACGAAACCUAAGGAAAAAGAACUAAAAGCUACCAAGGACAAGGCUGAAAUUUCUGAAGUUAAGGCCGAAAAGGUAGAGGAAAAUAAAGUGGAUGCUCAAACAAAGACUGCUGAGGAAAAAGAUCUUAAAUCUAGUAAAGAUAAGGCUGAAAUAUCUGAAGCAAAGGCUGCAAAAUUAGAAGAAAAGAAAGUGGAAGUUGAAGCCAAGAAUGUCGAAGAGAAAGAUGUAAAAACUACCAAAGAGAAGGCAGAAAUUUCUGAAAUUAAUGCUGAAGCAAAGGCAGAAGCAAAGAAACUGAAAGCUGAAGAAAAGAAAGCCGACGAAGAGGAUGUUAAUACUACCAAGGAGAAGGCUGAAAUUUCUCAAGCUAAGGCCGAAAAGGUUGAAGAAAAGAAAUUGAAAGCUAAAACUAAGAAAACCGAAGAAAAAGAUGUAAAAACUGCUAAAGAAAAGGCUGAAAUCUCUGAAGUAAAGACUGAGAAAUUAGAAGAAAAGAAAAUGGAAGCUGAAGCCAAGAAAGCCGAGGAAAAAGAUCUUAAGACUAGCAAAGAGAGGGCUAAAAUUGAAGAAAAGCAAGCCGAAGAAACAGAAAUGAAAACUACUAAAGAAGAAGCUGAAAAGUUAAAAGAAAAGAAACUCGAAGUCGAUACUAAAAAAACUGAGGAAGCGAAGUCCAAGAAAGCGCAAGAAAAAGAACUAAAAACUGCUGAAGAAAAGGCUGAAAUAUCUGAAGUAAAGGGCGAAAAGAUAGAAGAAGAGAAAUUGGAUAGAGAAAGCGCUGAAAAUAAAGCAGAAAUAAUGGAUAAAAACUUAGAAGCUAAGAAACUGAAAUCUAAAGAUGUUGAGAGUGAAAAAUUAGAAGAUAAUAAAUUGAAAACUAAAACGAAAAAGUCUAAACAAAAAGAAGAACCGGCUGUCGAAACAAAAGCUGAAAUAGCAGAAGUUGAAAAGAAACAACAAAAGGAAGAAGACAAUGAUGUGAAAGCUGUUAGUGCUAAGACUGAGAUAUCUGAAGUUGAGCAGAAAAAGUAUGUCGAAGUGAAAGCAGACAAAUCAGAAGUUAAGACUGAUUUAAAGAAGUCUGAAGUAGACUCAACCGAAAAACUGAGUGUUAAAGAAAGUGAUAAACCGAAAAAAUCUAAUGAAUAUAUGGAUCUAAAAGAACAACGUAAUGCCAAAAGGAUGCCUAGUGUGGAUAUCAAACUUACCAAUCGCAAUUCAUCGGUGGGUAGCGAUAUUAAACUGACAUGUGGCAUAUCGGGCAAUGAUGUAGAGAUACGAUGGUUUAAAGAAAACACUGCUAUUGAGAACAGCGCUAAAUACAAAAUCACGCAAAAGGAUGGUUUAUCUUGUUUAGAAAUAAAAUCAGCCGAUUUGCAAGAUGCAGCUGUAUACAGAUGUGUUGCGGCAAAUAGAAACGGUGAAGUGGAGACUAGUUGCCUCGUGACACUGUAUGAUGUACCUACGAAUAAAUUUGGCACUCCGCCAAUAUUCACUCGUAAUAUCAGAGAAUACUAUCACUUGCGUGAUGAUGAAUUGACCAUUGAGGUGCAUGUCCAUGGUGUUCCCAGACCGGUAGUAACCUGGUGGAAAGGUGCUUUUGAAAUCAAGCCAAAUGUUAAAUUUACCAAACUGGAGGAAGCUCAUGGUGUAUAUAAGCUCUUGAUCUAUAAGCCCAAUAAUAGAGAUAGUGGAGUAUACACUUGCAAAGCUAUUAACUCUAGUGGAGAAGCCCAAGUAAAUCAUGCGGUUGAGGUGGCUAAGAAUCUACACUAUCAUGUGCAUGGUAUAUUCCAUGCCAGAGAUCGUAUUCAAAGAGAUAAGGAACAAACUGCCAAAAAAGCUAUGGAAGAAGCUCUCAAAUCUAAAGGAGAAUCCGAUAAGAAGAGAGCUCAGGUAGAGGUAAGGUCUAGAGGUCCUAGAGCUUCGCCCGAAACUUUAGUUUCUGAUAGACAAAAAUUGAAAUUUGCCACCCAACUGAGGGAUCGUAUGGCUUUGGAGGGUUCAACUGUUAAACUGGUUGUAACCAUAAUUGGUCCUGAUCCGGCAUGCAGAUGGAUGAAGGAUGAUAAGUGGGUCACUUAUAAUGAUAAGGUAAAGAAUCGCACUGAAGCGGAUAAGGCAAUAAUCGAGCUAAUAGAUGUUACUUCGGAAAAUUCUGGUGUCUAUAAAUGUGUUGCCAAAAAUGAAUUUAGCGAAAUAGAGACAUCUUGCUAUUUCAAGGUAUAUGCGGCGCAAGCCGAAGGCGAUGAGCAUGAACCAAUUUUCGCACUACCACUAAGAGAUGUUUAUCAUUCUUCUCAAAACGAUUUGAUUCUCGACACUAAGAUACGUGGCAAUCCACGACCAGUAGUUACUUGGAUAAAAGACCAAAUACCCGUCGUACUUGAUGAUCGCAUUGUGCAGAUCGAACAUUUAGAUGGUAUUUGCGAGCUGAUCAUUAACAAGCCCACAGCGAAUGAUAGUGGCAAUUAUACUUGUGUUGCACAAAACAAACUAGGCACUCAACAAACCUCACACUCAGUUGUUGUUGAUGUUCAUCAGUCCAGACGCUCAAGUGUUUUAUCCGGCGUUAUGAGUGAUUCGGAUGCAGGCAGUAGGAGGGGAGGUGCUGGUGCAGGUGGUGAAAAAGCUGGUCGGCCACCAAAAUCUAAAAAGAAGGAUGAAGAAGGUGAUGUAUCAUAUGAAAGACGCAGCCGUAUGCCUGACCCUUCGCCCAAGCAACAAUUGUACUUUACAACAUAUUUAUCAAAUCGUUAUGUUUUGGUCGGUUCCAAAGUGAAAUUGCAGUCGGUAGUUAAUGGUCCUAAUCCUACAAUGAAAUGGACCAAGGAUGAACAAAACGUUCCCUAUGGUAAUCGCAUAAGAAAUAUGAAUCGUGAAGGUUUGGCAUGUUUAGAAUUUUUGAAUUGUCAACCGGAAGAUUCGGGUAUUUAUACUCUAAUCGCUCAGAAUGAAUUUAGCAAAAUAACCUCAUCGUGUCAGCUCCAUGUUUAUACUCCAAACGUUUCGGCCGAUGUCGAACCUGUUUUCGUGCGUCCCAUUAAAGAUACUUAUCAUUUGAAUUCAAAUGAAUUAAUUCUGGAGACUGGUAUUCGUGGUGUACCUCCACCACAAAUCCAAUGGCUUAAGGAUAAUAUUGAAAUCGAAAAUGCUGGAAGAUUCCAUAUUUUCCAACACGCUGAUGGCAACCUCGAACUUGUAAUCGACAGUCCCAAUGACAAAGAUAGUGGCAAAUAUAUUGUGAGAGCUGAGAGCUCCGCUGGCAAGGCGGAAAUAGCUCAUCAUGUUUUGUUUAGAGGAAAAGAACAUCAUAUUGCCGAUAAUAUACAUGGUGUUUUCCAUGCGGAUAAGAGCCUAUUGAAACCAAAGCGUGAGGAGGUAGAGAAACCAAAGGAGACGGCUAAAUCUGAAGCUGAAUCGGAGGGCGAGGAAGGCAGUAAGGGUAAGAAACGUGUACGCAAGCCCAAGAAGGAUGAUGAGGAAGCGGAAGCCUCUUCUGCUUCAGCCUAUGCUACCGAUACUGGUUCGGAAACUAGUAGUCUUAAGAAACGUGAGAAGGUUAUAGGUAUACACUUUGCCACCGCCGUUAGGGAUCGUGUAGUUGCCGAAGGAUCCAAGGUGAAAAUAUCCUGCUUCUUGGAGGCCAAGGAACCUCAAGUUAAAUGGUUCAAAAAUGAUGAACAAAUACAAAACAGUCAAAAGAUCCGUGGUCGCUAUGUGGAGGGUUUGUGUACUUUGGAGAUACCUUCGGCUGCGGUAGAUGAUUCGGGAGAAUAUAAAUGCUGGGCUAGGGAUGAAACUGGUGAAGCUUCUACUUUCUGUAGACUGGAGGUGUACUCUGAUCCGGGUACUGGAGAUGUACCACCAACAUUUACCCGCAAUAUUAAGGAUACUUAUCAUGGCAAGAUUAAUGAGGUUCAACUGGAUUGUCAUGUGCGUGGCUUGCCCACUCCCACCGUUACCUGGUCUAAGGAUGGCGUUAAAAUAGAACCCAGCGAAAAGUAUCAAACUGUGGAACAUGAAGACGGCACUUUGGAACUAUUCAUUAUGGAUCCAACACCGAACGACAGUGGUAAAUAUGUAUGUCAAGCGGAGAAUCGUGAGGGCCAGGCUGAAAUCGCUCACAUGGUCACUGUACAACCAAGACGUAGACGACCAGUCUCACCAUCCAGGGACAGGCCACCGGCAUUGCCACCCACACAGGAAACCGAAGAAGAAAAGGAAAAGAAACGCAAGAAGAAGGAGGAAGACGAAGAAGGUGGUGGCAGAAGACGUGAAGUGCCACCUCCACCAGAUCUAAAAAAACGCAUCUACUUUAGGAAUUUCUUAUCGAAUCGUACGGUUAAGGCAGGCAGCAAUGUCAAAUGGAUGGUUAGUAUUGAUGGUCCAGAUCCCACCGCUCGUUGGUUCCAUGGUGAUAAUCCCAUUGCAUUUGGUCCCAAGAGUAAAUUGUCUAUGCAAGAUGGCAUUGCUUGGUUAAAUUUGAUUGACGUCACCGAGGAGCAAAGCGGCGUAUACACACUAAAGGUGAAGGGUUCAGAAAAUGAAAUUGUUUCCACUUGUACUUUGUUUGUCUAUAGCACUGGCAAAGAAGAAUUAGUAGCCCCUACAUUUACAGUUGGCAUUAAAGACACCUAUUCAAUUAAUGAGAAUGAGUUGGUUUUGGAUUGCCGUGUACGUGGUAAACCACGUCCCGAAAUACAAUGGUUGAAGGGAACAGAUAUGCUUAUGCCAGGCGAUAAAUACAUACAAAUCGAUCAGCCCGAUGGUUACUCCAAAUUGAUUGUAACUAAACCGACCGAAAAGGAUUCUGGCCUAUAUGCCUGUGUGGCUCGUAAUGAGGUGGCUGAAAGUAAGAUUACCCAUCAAGUUGAUUUCAAGGGACGUGAACGUUUUGCCUUGGAAAAGACUAUGGGUUAUUUCCAUCGUGAUCCCAAUAAGCCACAUUUCGUUACACCUUUGGGUAAUCAAACUGUUUGCAAUGGCGGUACAAUUGCCAUAUCGGCUGAGUUUAUGCAGACUCAUACACCCAUUGAUGUUCAAUGGUUCCGUGAUCGCCAGCCUUUGGCCGGUCAACCUAAUGUUACAACAUUCUAUGAACAUGGUGUUUACACUUUGGCCAUUAUGAAUGCUCAGGCUGAGAAUGAAGGUACUUAUACUUGCCGAGCUCAAAAUGCUUUCGGUCGCAUCGAAUCGCAUGCAAAUGUUGAUGUAGCCGUGGGUGUUUCGAAGGAUGAACGUCCACCGUUGUUCCUUUCAAGACCCGAAACGGAAAUGAAGAUUGCUGUUGGUGAUCCCUUCUCGAUUUCCUUUAGAAUUGCUGGUGAUCCAAAACCAAGAUUGACUUUCAUGAAGGGUACCAAAGAUAUUACAAAAUCAGAUCGUGUAAGCAAAGAGGUUUCGGAUGAUUAUACCAGAUUUACCGUACAAAAGUCACAAAUUUCGGAUUCUGGCACUUACUUUGUAGUGGCUCGUAAUAAUAAUGGCACUGACCGAAUAUUCGUUACCGUAGAGGUUAUGCCCAGAGCACGUUCUGAAACUCCUUCGGCUCCUCGUUGGGGUCUAGCACUAGAAAGUUAUCCCGAUGUUUCAUAUUUCAAAGAUCCGCCGGCUGCCAUUUCAACAGAACCUCUGCUUAUAGAUUCUGGUCCAACACACAUUAGUUUGUCUUGGGGCAAACCGCCCACCAAUAAUUCUGCUCCUGUUAUAGCCUAUCGUGUAGAUGCUUGGGUGGUGGGCCAUGAUGGUGGUGCCAUGUGGAAAGAACUUGGUCUUACUCCCAUUAACUCCUUUGAUGCUUUCAAUCUGAAAUCAAAUGUAGAAUAUCAUUUCCGUGUAACACCCAAAAAUCGUUAUGGUUGGGGUCCUUCGGUUCAGACUUCGGCCCCCUUGCAAGUGGGUGGAGUUGAAUGUUUGCCUGAGUUUACGGUGAUUUUGCCCGGUCAAGUUAAGGCUUUACUAAACAAGGAAUUCGUUUUGGAGGCUGUAGUACGUGGCACCCCUCGUCCAGAUAUUGUCUGGUAUAAGGACGGCUUACGCAUAAGUAGUAAUGUGGAAAGUGAACGUGUUAAAACACGCAAAAUAGGAUCCACCUGUACUUUGACCAUUAAGCAGGUAACCGAAACUGAUGCUGGACGUUACACCUGUGAGGCAACAAACUCUAAAGGUAGAGUAUCUACAUUUGCUCGUCUACAAGUUGUCUCCGAUCCUAAACUAUUUGAGGCCGAUAAUCGCCUUAAGGAAAUUGUUCGUCAGAAUAAUUUAGCUGCCAUAGGAGAUACUUUACCCAUUUUUACCAUGCGUCUCAGAGAUAGACGUGUUCAGGUCACCUAUCCAGUACGUUUGACCUGCCAAGUAGUGGGACAUCCUCAGCCUGAAAUAACCUGGUACAAAGAUGAUGAGCUUUUACAGUCCAAUAGACGUUGUCUUAUUACGGAAGAAAAUCAAUUCUUUACAUUGGAAUUGGCUAGUGCUCAGCUUAGUGACAGUGGUAUUUAUACCUGUACAGCUAAAAAUGAAUUGGGUUCGGUGUCCUGCCAUUGUUCUUUGGUGGUGGAUAAGGGUAUACGGGCCUAUAUAUCGCCCGAAUUCUAUAUGCCACUCGAUCCUCUCUAUAUAGUACAAGAAGGUCAAGAAUUACGUUUAACUGCCAAAGUUGAAGCUUAUCCUGCAGUCGGUGUAUCAUGGCAUCGUAAUGGUGUAAAAUUACGUCCUAGUCGAAGAUUGGCCGUCUCCUUAGAUGCAAAUGGUUUAGUGGAAUUGAUCAUAUCCGAAACUACUAUACGCGAUGCUGGUAUUUAUACAUGUGUAGCUUCAAAUGCUGUGGGUAAACAGGAGAGUAUGUGCCGUGUGUGUAUAGAACAAUUGGAGGAGGAAGAUGUUAGCAAACAAAUCACAAGAAGUGUUCCAGCUAUAUUCACAAAUGAUAUGCCUUAUUCCAAAGAACCUUUGUUUUUGGUUAAGCCACGUUCUAGUGAAGCUUAUGAAGGUGAUACAGUCAUUAUAUUCUGUGAAGUUGUGGGUGAUCCCAAACCAGAUGUUGUUUGGCUUAGAGAUUUCUUAAAUCCUGAAUAUUACAAAGACGCUCCUCAUUUCCGACGCAUUGGUGAAGGUACUGAAUAUCGUUUAGAAAUACCAUAUGCCAAAUUAGAUUUUACCGGAACUUAUUCUGUUAUUGCAUCAAAUUGUCAUGGCGAAGCUAAGGCAGUGAUAUCAUUACAAAUUUUUGCCAAAGAUAUACUUAAACAAAAAUCAAUGGAGAAAGGUUCAAUAAGACAUGGAAAUAUUGAAACUUUACCGCGUUUUAUACGUCAUUUACGCAACUUGCGUUGUUGUGACGGCGAUGCCAUUACUUUAGAAGCUCACGUGGAAGGACUUCCCGAGCCUGUUAUCAUUUGGGAGAAAGAUGGUCGGGUUUUGCCCAGCGGUAAAGACUUUGAGAUGACUUAUGACGGCAUUAAAGCUACACUCAGCAUACCACGUGUUUAUCCCGAAGACGAAGGCGAAUAUACUUGUAUAGCUAAGAAUAAUAUCGGACGCACUCUAUCGUCAGCCUGUAUUAUAGUAGAUGUUCCAGAAGAAAAGGAAAAUAUGUUAAAUAGACAACUAACACGACCCACCGGUUUUCUGUCGGCUACCUCAACUCCUCUAUCGACACCACGCUCCACACCAAUAAGAAGUUUUUCACCCACUCGCCGUUUAUCUUAUCGCAAUUCCAUAAUUGAUAUAAGCGAACCACGUAGCAGUAGGGGUCGCAGUGUUGUCGAUGGUCGUCAAGCUAUUUCAGCACCGAAAUUUUUAGCCAUUCCGAAUAGUCGUGUUGUGGAGGAGGGUGACAGUGUACGCUUCCAAUGUGCCAUUGCUGGACAUCCUAUGCCCUGGGCCACCUGGGAUAAGGAUGGUAUUAUUGUAACCCCCACUACUCGUAUUGCCAUCAAAGAAGUCAAUGAUUUGCGUUAUUUGGAAAUUGAAGAGGUUACAUUCGAUGAUGCCGGCCUGUAUCGUAUUACACUCGAAAAUGAUUAUGGCCGCAUAGAAGCCACUGCUCGUCUUGAUGUCAUCGGUAGUUCACGCUAUUCAAAAUCACCUUCUGCCCGCAGUAUACGUGCCUCUUCCUCAAAACGUAAUGCUUAUCUACAUCGCCGUAUAAUGGGUCCCUCCACUGCCAUUGGCGGCCGUAUGGCUUUAGCUUCGGGUUUUAGAGGUUCCUCAGUGCCUUCUUGUAAAUUCUAUCAUAAUGGUUUGGAAUUGCAGGAAAGUGAACGUGUUCACGUUGAUCUUUUGCAAGAAGAAGCAUUUUUAUUCGUAGACAAUGUUUCGAAAGAUGAUGAGGGUCUUUAUACCUGUGUUAUCGAAGGUCAUGAACACGAACCUAUUACUACUUCAACUGUAGUAAAAUUUUUAACUGUGGAAGAAUUACAACAACCAAGCAAGACACAAUGCGAAAUUGUGCAACACCUGCCAGACGAAAUCGAACACUGGGAAGGUGAAACUAUAGAUUUAUGUUUUGAAUUGAAGACCAAUAUGCCGUAUACGUAUAUGUGGACCCGCAAUGGUGAACUUAUAAAAGAAUCGGAUGAUUUUAAUUACAUUGAUCAUGGCAAUGGUUUUCUCUGCUUACGUAUUCACGAUGCAUUCGAUUUGGAUUCUGGUUGUUACACCUGCAUCGUAACCACACUCGAUGGUUUUCAAUGCUCUACUUUUACUAAUUUAAAUAUUGGGCGUAAUUCCGAAAUCAUCGCUGACAAUAGCGACGGCGGUUUAGCGUUAAUGAAAUCUCUAUUGCCUGUGGUAGCCGAUUGUGGUGUUAAGGCAACAUUUUGUGCCCGUGUUUUUCCCGCCGAUGCUGAGGUGUGUUGGUAUGUGUGUGGUCGUCAAGUAGUUGAUAAUGUUGCUGAUGAUGAUUCAUGUGAAUUUACGUUGGAAUCAUCGUCUACUGAUGGUUUACGCAUUUUGCAUAUAAACGAUGUUACCUUGGCCCAUAGUGGUGAAGUUCAAUUGGUUGUAACACAUCCCGGUAAACCACAUUCAUCACUUAAAUCCUAUACAUCAUUGGCUGUAAUACCACGCUCUACAACAGCUCUCAAAGUACUUGAAUCUACAGAAAUUCCCAUAGACUUGAAAACAGAUUUAAAUCAAAAUCAUAAAAAUAAAGAUCGUUCUCAGCCGGCUUAUAUAUUAGAAGGUCCUAAAGAUUGUACCGCUUUAAUUGGUGGCUGUGUACGUUUGUCAGUCAUAUUUGAAGGAUUACCUAAACCACAAGUUAGAUGGUUUAAAGCGAGUCGUCCAAUUGUUGAAACUUCAAAUAUUAUAAUAAAUACUUCAACACGCAAAUCCAUACUACAGAUCUCAGAUAUAGUGACCGAUGACAGUGGUAAAUAUACCGUAGAAGUAAUGAAUGAGUUUGGUAACGAUGUAGCUGUAGCUUCAGUGGCUGUAGAGGGACCUCCGGAACCACCAAGCGGUAAACCAAGUAUUUCACAAGGUCCAGAUCGUGUAUCGAUUGCUUGGUGUGGUCCACCCUAUGAUGGUGGUUGCAUGAUAACCGGCUUUAUUAUUGAAAUGCAGGAGUUACUGACAUCCAGCGAUAAUGAGAAUGAAGCAGCAUGGUUGGAAAUUGCCUCUGUAGUGGAUUCAUUAGCUUAUACCGUUAAGGAUCUUAAACCUUUGUGUACUUAUAGAUUUCGUGUUCGUGCUGAAAAUGUUCACGGUCGCAGUGAGCCCGGUUUGCCCAGCGAUCGUGUACAUGUCACCGAAGAAAAUGAAGACUUAAAUGAUGAUUUCCUAAAAUCGAUUUCUAUAAAAGCCGGUGGCGAUUUCAAAAAUUGCUUUGAUAUCUUAGAGGAAUUGGGCAAAGGACGUUUUGGUAUUGUCUACAAAGUUCAAGAGAAAGAUGAACCCAAACGCAUAUGUGCUGCGAAAAUAAUUAAAUGCAUUAAAUCACGUGAUCGUGUCAAAGUUCAAGAGGAAAUUUCGAUAAUGAGAUCAUUAAAACAUCCCAAACUUUUACAAUUGGCAGCAUCGUUUGAAAGUUCUCGUGAAAUAGUAAUGGUUAUGGAAUACAUUACUGGCGGAGAAUUAUUCGAACGUGUAGUAGCCGAUGACUUCACCUUAACCGAACGUGAUUGUGUUUUAUUCGUGCGACAAGUGUGCGAGGGUGUCGCCUAUAUGCACAGCCAGUCAAUAGUACAUUUGGAUCUUAAACCUGAAAAUAUUAUGUGCAAAACUCGCACUUGUCAUCAAAUCAAAAUUAUUGAUUUUGGUUUAGCUCAACGCUUAAAUACCGGCUCUCCUGUAAGAGUUCUAUUCGGUACACCCGAAUUUAUUCCACCGGAAAUUAUUAGCUAUGAACCCAUAGGUUUCCAAUCAGAUAUGUGGAGUGUGGGUGUCAUAUGUUAUGUACUUUUAUCCGGUCUUUCGCCUUUUAUGGGUGACAGUGAUGUUGAAACCUUUUCGAAUAUUACCCGAGCCGAUUAUGAUUUCGAUGAUGAUGCAUUUGAUUGUGUCUCACAACAGGCUAAAGACUUUAUUUCGAAUUUAUUAGUUCAUCGUAAAGAAGAUCGCUGGACGGCUGAACAAUGUUUAGAAUCUGCUUGGUUGAAACAGGGACACCAGGAUGAUAAUCUAAGCAAUAAGAAAAUAUGCACAGAUAAACUGAAGAAGUUUAUCAUACGUCGCAAGUGGCAAAAAACUGGUAAUGCAAUAAGAGCUUUAGGUCGCAUGGCUACAUUAUCUGCUUCCCGCCGUAAUUCAGUUGCCUCCAAUGCCGGUUCCGUAUCCAACAGUCCACGACCAUCCGUAUCGGGUGUUACAAUUCUCAAUCCCAACAUAUCCGUUCAAAUGGGUUCACUACACGAGGAAGAUGAUGAUUUCAGCAUAGAAUUACCCAGUUCUGAGCUAAAGAGAAGAAAUCCCACAGUUCUACACAAAUCACAGUGUAGCGAACGUAGUGAUUCCGGCUACAGUGAAUGUUCAAAUUGUAGUGCUUCAGGUACAAUACAAUGUCAGUGUUCUUCCAAUAAUAAAGACAGUGUGGAUCAGGUGACCAAUGAAGAUUUGUCGUUAUCCGUGCCACAUGAUUUACUUAAACUAAAACUGGAAGAAAUAGCCCAUCAGGCUGAUAGUAACAUCGAAGAAGUCAAACUAGAAUUGGUAGUACCAAAUGAAAAGUGUCCACAACUCGAUGAUAAUCAAAAUGAGUUGAAAAGUUUAAAUAUUGUAAAUACAGAUGAAAAAAUUAUACCCAUAGUUGAAGAACAACUAGAUGUACUUAAUAAAGAACUAAAUCCCUCCACUCAACCCAUAAUGCGUUCGGAUUUUACAAAUACCAUACAAAUGCGUAAAAAAUCACUGGAGAAUAGUUUACAGAAGGAUAAACAAUUGAAACCAGUGAGCAAAUCCAUGCUAUUUGAACAGCCGGGUAAAGUAAGCAUGUUGAAAAAUAAAUUUUCAAAUAUGCAGAGUCAAGUGAGUAGUAAUUUUAACAUAACAACAACAACAACAUUUGCAAAAAGCAAGGAUUGCAUGGAUGUUUUGAAAUUAAAACGUAAUAUUGUUACUGAAGCUUGUCCUAACAAAACAACAAGCUCUUCUACAUCGUCCACAUCCAGCCUUCAUACCCAGUACUCAACUUCGUUGCCCAACUCUCCAAUACCAACACGCAAGACCAAUGCGAGUUCUGCGUUCCGGUUAAGCGAUCGUGUGCGCGAAGUAACCGAUCGUUUGGCUCAACAACAAACUGUUUGUACCGAGGCUAGAAGAAUGCAAAAAUCUCCAUCACCCAAUCGAAAGAAAAUUCUAUCACCGUAAAUUAAUUAUUUCAUUAUUAUUAUUUUUUUUUAAUUAUAAAUAUUAUAUAAAUAGUGUAUUUAAGAAAUUUUGUUAUUAUUAAGUCCACACUUAAAACAAAGAAAAAUUGUUAAACGUUAUUAUUUGUAGUUGUUUUUUAACAUGAAAAAUUAUUAUUUUAUUAAACAUGUGAAAAUGAAAUGUUACCCAGCAAAAAUAAAAAUCUCGAAUAUAAGUUUGUAAAACCUUCUAAUACUA
Molecule: messenger RNA, 26081 nt
Organism: Lucilia cuprina (Australian sheep blowfly)
Lineage: Eukaryota; Metazoa; Arthropoda; Insecta; Diptera; Calliphoridae
Gene: Strn-Mlck
Product: myosin light chain kinase, smooth muscle
Exons: 28
Coding region: 177-25844 (8555 amino acids)
Biological process (GO): intracellular signal transduction; positive regulation of apoptotic process; protein phosphorylation
Cellular component (GO): nucleus
Molecular function (GO): protein serine/threonine kinase activity; protein binding; ATP binding
Source: RefSeq, a predicted model, not a curated record